AUCCCGACUCGAGGUUCUUUGCCAAACUUUCCUCUCUAUCUGCUGUCAAUCGUUGUCUCCUGUCUCUUUCUGCACUGUCCUAUCAAAUAAAUGAAAAAACACCCCCAAUUUUUAUGUAGUCUAAAUGCAAUUACUUGUUUUAAGAUUGUGAAGACUGGAUCACCACAGGCUUAUAUCUGUCUCCUGGUAUGAAGACAUACAUCACAAUACCUCCAGAGAUUAUUGGAAAAAAUUGGCAGGUACAGCUUGGUUGUCAGACAGAUAACAUUGGUGGAUCAAACAUCCUGAAGCGAGCUCCUGUGGUCCAUGAGAGAUUCUCCUUGAACUCAAAAAAGGUCCAGGUCUGUAAUCUGUGGGGAGGACUCAUCUACUUCAUAGCACCUCCCAAAAGCAAAGUGGAAGGGGUGGAAAUUGUUGUGCAGACCGCAGUACAGGCUCCAUACUUCAAGUCUGGAGAGACCAGUGUAGCUGACUGGGUGGGCAAGAUUCGUCAGAGACCUGCUCCCUGGGCAGAACUUGAGUUUGAAAACCUCAUCAUGACUAUGCCCUCAGAUUUCAUUCGGAAUCUGGACCGCCCUGAUGAGGUGGCUAAACUUUGGGAUGCCAUAAUGAGAAGCGUAACUGACUUGGCAGCAAGUCCAGCCAAAUUCCCCCGCAAGGAGCGAUUUGUUGGAGAUGUUCAGAUCUCUGCAGGUUUUAUGCAUUCUGGAUAUCCCAUAAUGAUGCUCUCCAGUUCUGCUUCAGAGUUACUAAAUGUGAAGGAACCCCAUAUUUAUGAUUUUUGGGGACCAAUUCACGAGUUGGGCCAUAACCAGCAGCGUCGGGUUUGGGAGUUUCCUCCACACACCACUGAGUGCACCUGCAACCUGUGGUCAGUGUACGUCCAUGAGAAAGUGCUGGGUGUGGAUAGGGCUAAUGCUCAUUCAUGCAUUACUCUACAAAACCGCCAGGAACGUAUUAAGCAGUAUUUCAAUGGUGGUAAGGAUUUUGAAAACUGGAAUACUUGGACAGCACUCGAGACUUACAUGCAGCUUCAAGAGAAAUUCGGCUGGGGUGCUUUCAAGAAAGUAUUUUCUCUCUACCAUGAUAUGAAAGAUGUCCCAAAUGACAACACUGGCAAGAUGAAUCUAUAUGCCAAGACCUUCUCUAAGGUGGUCAACCACAACUUGUCCCCGUUCCUCAAAGUGUGGGGUUGGCCCAUCCAGCCCAACACAGAACAGGAGCUCUCCCAUCUGCCAGCAUGGAAUGACCAUCCUGUAAGCCAGUAUGCAUAAGAACAUGUUGGAUAGCAAUGAAUUAUUCACACAAUUGCAGAUAAACUAUAACACGGAAUGCUUAAAUAGACUUUCUUGUACAUUAUUGAUUUAAUAUAAUUUUUAUUUGAUUAGUGAGUGUGUGGCGCUUGAAUGUGAUUUUAAAAGCACUUGUUAUUAAUCAAAGGUGGUUAUAUGCUAAGUGGCUAAAAAUAAUAAAUGCAACCAGAACAUGCACCUACUUAAAUAAAACAAUUACAACACU
Danio aesculapii is the source of this 1518-nucleotide messenger RNA. RefSeq names its product TRPM8 channel-associated factor homolog. NCBI's taxonomy places the organism in Eukaryota, Metazoa, Chordata, Actinopteri, Cypriniformes, Danionidae. The coding region runs from base 189 to 1274 and encodes 361 amino acids. The transcript has 5 exons. The record is from RefSeq and is a predicted model, not a curated record.